GAAAGUAGGAGAAAGCACCUCUUGAUUGAUUCAUAACAAGAGAGGGAAAUGAAAACCCUCCAGGCUAAGCAAAGCCGCCAUCAUCAUCUUCCACCAAUGGUUUUCGUACUUUUGAUAUAAAACAAAGAGGCGAAACUUUAAUGACAUGGAAAAUCUUGCGAUCGAUUCAAGACAACACUUCUCGUAGCUCCGUCACUCUCGCUCAUUUGCUUUAGUUUUCGAUUGCUUAAUCACAGCUUCCGCCGGAGUUGUUUCUUUUCCGGAUAAAAAUGAGUGCCUAUGUUAAUUUAGAGUUCAUUCUCAUGGAUAUUAUUCAACGUAUCAAUCCUUCAAACAGUGAUUGGACAAUGCGACUCCAAGUCAUGGAAGACCUUCGAGCUGUUGUUCGAUCUGUUGAAAACCUCCGAGGUUGUACCGUGGAGCCAUAUGGAUCGUUUGUCUCUAAUCUUUUCACUAAGUGGGGAGACUUGGAUAUUUCGAUUGAGUUGCACGAGGGUUCAUUUAUUUCAAAUCUUGGGAAGAAUAUGAAGUUGGCUUGUCUUAAAGAUUUACAGAAAGCUCUAAGAAGAAAACAAGCUGGAUGGCGUAGGUUGCAACUUAUUUCCCAUGCUAGAGUUCCUAUUCUGAAGACCGAGGCACACCCCUCCCACAUCUCUUGUGAUAUUUCAAUCAACAACCUGAGUGGGCAAAUGAAGUCCAAAUUGUUGUAUUGGAUAAAUGAGAUUGAUGGACGGUUUCGCAACAUGGUUUUACUGGUCAAAGAAUGGGCCAAAAGACAGGGUAUCAAUGACUCCAAGACUGGAACUUUAAAUUCGUAUUCUCUUAGCUUACUUGUUAUCUUUCAUUUCCAGACAUGUGUGCCUCCACUUUUACCACCUCUCAAAGAAAUUUAUCCUGGAAAUUUGGCUGUUGACUUAGCAGGUCACAGAGAGAAUGCAGAAAAACAAAUUGAAGAGAUUUGUGCUAAAAAUAUUAACCGUUUCAGAUCAGACAGGUCAAGAGCAAUAAAUCCUAUUUAUCUUUCUGACCUUUUAGUUUCUUUCUUUGCAAAGUUCUGUGACAUUGAGGUGAAGGCUUCUGUAGAAGGACUCUCCCCGUAUACUGGGCAAUGGGAAUCAAUCGCACAUAAUACAAUAUGGAUGCCCAAAACAUACGCUCUAUUUGUUGAGGACCCUUUUGAGCAGCCAGGAAAUAGUGCAAGAGCGGUUAGCACUAGACAGCUAAAAAGGAUAGGACAAGCGUUUCGAUCAACUUACGUCACUCUUAGUUCACCCAACGAAGACCGAAAUAACAUCCUUGCAACUCUAGUGAGUCCACAAGCGUAUAAUUCCUUUGAAGGUUCAGGAGCUGGGCCUAGCCAUUCUAAUAAUGGUUAUGGAAAUAGGCAGCAAAGACAUGGACCGAAUGCAGCACAACAGGUUAAUAAUAAUAAUAAUAAUCAAGUUCAAAGAACAAGGCAGGCCAGACCGGGACGACCUUUCAGACCACAACCACCACCACCACCACCUAUCAUGCAGGUACCACCACCACCACCACCACCUUCAAGUGCUCCCCAAAAUCAAGUGUGGAGACCUAGAUCUUAAAACAGUUGAUGGAUGAUGAUAUGGAUCUUACAGAAUUUGAUCAUGAAGCUACCAGCCAGUUUGGGAAUAUGUUUUUUUGGUUUUGAUGGUACCAGCUAUUAUUGUGGCCUUGGUGAUUUGUUUGUUUUUGGUCAUCUGAUUAAAUUAAGAAUUACAAAUUUCUGUUGGAUAUGCAUUAAUGUAGAGACAGAAUUCACAUUGAUUAGUAAACCUUAAAAUUGACUAGCAUAGAUAUUUUGACUAA
Molecule: messenger RNA, 1827 nt
Organism: Impatiens glandulifera
Lineage: Eukaryota; Viridiplantae; Streptophyta; Magnoliopsida; Ericales; Balsaminaceae
Product: protein HESO1
Exons: 9
Coding region: 270-1583 (437 amino acids)
Molecular function (GO): RNA uridylyltransferase activity
Source: RefSeq, a predicted model, not a curated record